UCCAAUUCAGAGUGCAUCAUCACUUCAUACCCGUCAGUUGAAUUAUUUCAGUAUUUUGAUAGCAUCAAGUUAAAUAUUCAUACUUUAGCAAUGAUAAUUGGCCUUUUUUUCGUGUUCGCUGCUGUUUUUGCCGUCACUGCAGUGUCAGACCCUACCCCGAAGACGACGCCAUCACCUACAACGGUAACAACGACAAUAACAACCACGACAACGACGGAUGAUGAAUUCAGCCACUGCGAUUGUGACGACCACUGUCUGGAGAGCAAAGUAAUUGGUCUGAAGAAAAAUGCUAGCGGUUCCGAGGCACUGGGCAACAACAGACUUCUACUGGAGGAUACCGAUGAAGAUGGAAAUCGUACGAUUUGCGCGAGAAAUCGGGACUUGGUGGAUCGCAGCUUUCCCAGCGUUUGUCACAUGAUGUGCUACAACAGGUGCACCAAGUACAGUUCGAGGAUGGGCUUGAUAGGCGAGAAAGUUUUGACCUUCAUCGGCGCCUACCGAGAGAAUUUCUUCAAGCUCCGCAACGGCCCGUGUUGAUGUGUACUGUUCCGUCUCUUUCUCCCCCGCCUGUGCAUCCACGUGGCGAGCAAUCUGGUCGGUCUAAUUAAAGUAAAUGGAAAAAGAAGCAUGAUACGAAAUCCCGGUUCUAAAAUAAAGAAGAAAAACCUCACCCCCAGACCUUGUUUCCCCUUACUCUGUAUCUGUAUGUGCGUAAUACACGCACGCAUGACAACAUAACACGCAGUGCCUACAGAUGUUAAA
Copidosoma floridanum is the source of this 762-nucleotide messenger RNA. RefSeq lists its product as uncharacterized. The record is from RefSeq and is a predicted model, not a curated record. NCBI's taxonomy places the organism in Eukaryota, Metazoa, Arthropoda, Insecta, Hymenoptera, Encyrtidae.